Chelonus insularis is the source of this 996-nucleotide messenger RNA. RefSeq lists its product as uncharacterized. The transcript has 2 exons. Lineage: Eukaryota; Metazoa; Arthropoda; Insecta; Hymenoptera; Braconidae. Bases 1 to 996 code for a protein of 331 amino acids. The record is from RefSeq and is a predicted model, not a curated record.
AUGUAUCGUCAAAUAAUGGUUCAUCAUGAAGAUUGGAAGCUUCAACAAAUUUUUUGGCUAGACAAUCAUAACAAAAUCAUCCCAUAUCAACUCACAACAGUAACCUACGGCACUAGAUCAGCUCCUUAUCUAGCAGUUCGUGUGUUACUGCAAUUAGUAGAGGAUGAAGGCCAUAAAUAUCCAAAAGCAACUCAGAAAAUCAUUAAAGGCAGAUAUGUCGACAACAUAUUUGGAGGAGCAGAUUCUCCAGAAGAAUUAAUUCAAGUUGCUGAGGAACUAAUCAACUUGUGCAAGGCGGGCGGCUUUCCCCUUGCAAAAUGGCAAUCAAACAGUCAAUCACUUCUUCAAAAAACGUCACAAUCAUCAGAAGUAGCUCAAAUUUAUGAUCCUUUGGGGUUUGUGUCACCAAUCACAAUCAGAGCUAAGAUGCUCCUUCAAGAACUCUGGUUACAUAACUUCAGCUGGGACGAACCAGUCCCACAAUCAAUCAUCAAUCGCUGGCUGAUCAUCAGAGAAGAAUUCACUCAACUUCAUGAGAUUUCACUUCCCCGAUGGAUUCACACAACCAGACAUUCAACUGUCGAAAUUCAUGGAUUCUCUGAUGCUUCACAGCUUGCAAUGGCUGCAGCAAUCUACCUAAAAAUCAAUUCACCGUCCACAGGGCCCAAAAUCACACUCAUCUGUGCGAAAAUGAAAGUAGCACCAAUCAAACAAAUCACGAUCCCCAGGCUAGAGUUAACUGCUGCGUUAAUUCUAGCAAAACUCACAAAGUAUGUUCAAGCUACACUCCACAGAGUGAACAUACAUUCAAUUCACUUAUGGACGGCCUCUUCAAUCACUCAUUCAUGGAUCAAUUCAAAUGCAGGACGCUGGAAGGACUUUGUCAGGAACAGAGUAGUGCAAAUUCAAGAACUAGUUGCGGACGCGCACUGGCACCACAUUUCUGGCAAGGAAAAUCCAGCGGACUGUGCUUCAAGAGGCAUCACAGCCAAUUAA